AUGCAAAAAGAAAACUACAAAAAUUUCAUCGCUGGAUGGGGCGCGGGCUUUAUUGAAACUUUGCUGUUAUAUCCUCAAAAUAAAGUGAUAUUUCGUCAGCAGCUCCAAGGUAUUACUGCAAAGGAAGUUUUUAGGCAGUUAAGAAAUGAAGGUUAUUGGAUGUUGUAUAGAGGAAUGCUUCCACCUCUUAUACAGCGAACAACAACACGAUCAGUAAUGUUCGGGAUGUUUGACAAAUUUCAUCGCUAUUUUGGUUGCACAGAAUGUCAGACAACAUCGACUCAUGUUGCAUGUUUAGCGUGUGCUGCAUUUAUGGUGCAGUAUUUAGCAGGUGCGGUUGAAGCCAUUUCAUGUCCUUUGGAGAGGACGCAAGUCCUUUUGCAAUCACCGAAGUACAAUCAGCGCUAUAAAAAUACAAUUCAUGCUUUCAACGAACUUGCUAAGAUUGGAAUAAAAGAAUUGUACCGUGGAUUCACAGUUGUAUUGUUGAGAAAUGGAUCAAGUAACGUUGUUUUUUUCACGUUAAGGAAACCAUUUCGUGAUUUGGUUAAUUGUGAUCAACACUACAUACCUUGCUACAUCAACGGUAGGACACCGGAACAAUUGAUGACAUUUGUUGGGGAUUUUGUAUCGGGUGCUAUACUUGGUGCUUCUAUAUCAUCACUCUUUUUCCCGUUAAAUGUAGUUAAGCAACGAAUGCAGAGCACUAUAAACAGCCCAUUUUUAUCAGCUUGGACAACUUUUCAAGUUAUUUGGACCGAACGGAAUGGUUCGUUUAGGGAGCUAUUUCGUGGAAUUACUCUCAACUAUACGAGGUCGCUGUUAUCGUGGGGUAUUAUUAACUCUGUGUAUGAGCUCCUCCAACAUCUGUUUACAAAGUAA
Messenger RNA from Cercopithifilaria johnstoni, 882 nucleotides. The record is from the annotation of a GenBank genome assembly. Lineage: Eukaryota; Metazoa; Nematoda; Chromadorea; Rhabditida; Onchocercidae.